UACCAUGGCCAGGGUCAAAAAGAGCAGGAGGGAUGGUGCAGCCCAUCAACUUCAUCUUCAGAUACUUGCAAAAUAGAUCUCGGAUUCAGGUGUGGCUUUAUGAGCGAGUGAAUAUGCAGAUAGAGGGCUGUAUCAUUGGUUUUGAUGAGGUUAUGAACUUCAUAUUAGAUGAUGCAGAAGAGAGUCAUUCUAAAACAAAGUCAAGGAUACAACUAGAUCGGAUCAUGCCAAAAGGAGAUAAUAUUACUCUGCUACAAAGUGUCUCCAACCAGAAAUGA
This is a messenger RNA of Molossus molossus (Pallas's mastiff bat), 278 nucleotides long. Its product is annotated as small nuclear ribonucleoprotein E-like. Lineage: Eukaryota; Metazoa; Chordata; Mammalia; Chiroptera; Molossidae. The transcript has a single exon. Bases 33 to 278 code for a protein of 81 amino acids. Gene Ontology annotation, cellular component: U4/U6 x U5 tri-snRNP complex; U1 snRNP; U4 snRNP. Gene Ontology annotation, biological process: mRNA splicing, via spliceosome; spliceosomal snRNP assembly. The record is from RefSeq and is a predicted model, not a curated record. Gene Ontology annotation, molecular function: RNA binding.